Molecule: messenger RNA, 705 nt
Organism: Emiliania huxleyi CCMP1516
Lineage: Eukaryota; Haptophyta; Isochrysidales; Noelaerhabdaceae
Exons: 1
Coding region: 1-705 (234 amino acids)
Source: RefSeq, a predicted model, not a curated record
AUGCCAGACUCGCCCAGCCAAGUUGGCCUCGACGGCCUCGAUCGCCUCUCCGCGCUCGCGCUGCUCGGCGAGUCCGACGUCGCCUGCUCCUCGGACGCGCCGUCGGACGUGCGCCGCCUCUGGCACCUCAUGGCUCGCGGCGCGUUCGACUGCGUGCUGCGCGAGCCGCUCGCUCACUCGCUGCUGGGAGAGGUGGACGAGAAGCAGGCGCUCGACGUCGAUGCGUGUGCCUCACGCGUGCGUGCUCACCUGCGCUCACACCCGACCGCGGCAGCGGCAGCCGCGGUGACGUGGAUCGGCGCCUCCGCGCUCUGCCGAUUUGUGCAGCUCAACUGGACGAGCACACGGCUGUGGCCGGCCCAUUCGCUGGCCGAAAACGGGGCACCGGCGUUGGCCGCGCUGCAGGCCGACGGUGAGGAUGUCUACGUGAUGCUCCGCUCGCCCGCGCUGCUGCUCGCGGCGCGCGCGCUGCUGCUCGCGCCGCUGCCGCAGCUGCGGGAGGCGGCGGCAGGCGAGGCGGGCGAGGCGGCGCCCGCGAGUCGCGCCGGCCUCGUCGCGGGCGCGUGCGACUGGUGGGCGGCGAGGACGGCGGCGGUGCACCAGCGCUGCCUGGUUGGCUCUGCGACGGCUCCGACCCUCUCUGCGAGGCGGGCGCUGCUUCCGGCGACAGGACAGGUCGGUGACCCGUCCGGCGACGUCGGAUAG